AUGGAAGAUGCGUUGAAAGAAGCUGUCAAUGAUCAUUUUGCCGCAAUUACCACUGAAUUCGAGGAAAACAGAAGUGUACUCUCAGUUUUACACCAGGCAGUUAUGGAAGGAUCCGGGUUGAUGUAUCCAUCCAACUAUGAAUUUAACGAAGAAAAUGAGAAUGCUGGAGAGGAGGCAAAACAUAAUGCGGAAAUACAGAAACAGAAGAAGGAGAAAGAGAUUGAAAUUGCGGAGGAAGUUGUUGAACGUGUUAUUGCUUUAUUGCCUAUUGAAGCAGAGCUUUCGACACACUCAGGUUCUGAACUUUCAGUAGAAAAAGCAACUGUCAAGUCAAUCGUGCUGCUCAUGGACUCCGACGGGUGGUUUUUUGAAGAAGACGACGAUGAUGAAGAGAGCAACGAUGACUAA
This is a messenger RNA of Caenorhabditis briggsae, 408 nucleotides long. NCBI's taxonomy places the organism in Eukaryota, Metazoa, Nematoda, Chromadorea, Rhabditida, Rhabditidae. The transcript has 3 exons. The record is from RefSeq and is a predicted model, not a curated record. The coding region runs from base 1 to 408 and encodes 135 amino acids.